GGCCGCCCUCCAGCUGCUCGCCGGGGGUGCUCCCGGCAUUCCUGCCCGGGGCAGGGGGUGAGCUGGAAGACCCCCCAGGCCCCGCCCGCGUCCCGUCCAUCGUCUGGGGACGCUCCCUGAGAACUGAUUGCGCGUAGAGUAGAGCUCGGGGGUCCCGUCAGAGCUCGGGGGCUUUUAACAAUGCGCCUGUGGUGAUUAUGGAACAAACAACUUAACCACCGUGCGAGGGGACGCUUGUGCAGUUCUGUAAAAACAUCACUCUGUUUAUUAUGGUUUUUAUACCCUGCCUUUUUUCUUUUACAAACAGCUCAAAGGUCUAAGUCUCCCCCUGCUGUGCCCUCUCCCCUCCCCUCAGCCUUUUUUCACAAUCUCCUCCAGUGGCAGGUUAGUCUCAGACAGGAAGAGGUAUGUAUUGCUUAUUCAUUGGAUUUAUAUCCUGCGUUUCCCAGCACUCCUCCAGUUUUUCCCUACAGUAACCCUCUAAGGUAGGCUGGGUGAGCGCUGAGUGCGUUUCCAGGGCUGAGGCUGGAGUUGAACCUGGAUCUCCCCGGGCCACUCCAGCGCCUAAGCAGAGCACUUUCAACAGCUCUCUUGGUCCCUUGCCAUUGGCUGUGCAGUAAUGGGUGGCCGAUGGGAGUCGUAGCCCCCAAACCCUUGGGAGCACCCCGUUGCCUGCUCUGGUUGAGAUCAGGUGAUUGGGCUAGGUGUGCUUUCUGAGUGAGGGGGAUUAGAAACCUGACGUGUGGUUUAUGUGGCCACACUGGUAGUGUGUCAGAUCAGUGCCUUUUCUAAUGUUGCCUGAAUGUUACCAACCAAAUGCCUAGCCAUUUGGACUAGAAACUUUUUCUAAAUAAUAUGAACUGGAAACCAGGGGCCGGGGUUGGAUACUUAAGCUCCUUGAGCAGAACAUAGAUAGCUAAGCCUUAGCAGUGGGUGACAAGUGGGAUACAAGAGAGAGAUCCAUGCGUGGAGUGGCUGACGAGUCCCUAUAAAGAAUUCUAUAGGAUUCUGUAAAGAAUCCCACAAAACUUUUCUCUUCCUUGCUUAUCUUAUCCAUUUUCCAUGGGGAAUAAGUUGUUUUCUUUUAUUCUUUGUCGGGGGAGGAUGUUGUGGGACUAUACGAGUAGUGUAGCUGAGCUUUGCAAUUCCUGAAAUGAUGACUGUGUGAACUUGGAGGAGGAGAACUCUGUGUAAAUUCCUCUUUCCCUCUAGCCUGUAAAACAAGCUGUGGAGUGCAAGGCCUUGGAGUCUGCUGCUCUCCUCUGUCUUGACAGACUUCAGCCCUGCGUGUGAUGGGGAAAUGAAGGUCUGGAGUUCGGAAGCAUCUGCCGGGUCAGCCAUGGCUGCAGGUGAAGCCAAGGAUGCUGGGAUGGACUCCCACAGUGCCCAGUUGCUCCAUCUGGAGCAGAGGAUGGUGGCAGCUGAACAGAAGUGGAUGGGCUGCGAGAAGGCAGUGAUGGAAAUGGGGAGCCAGCUGGAGAGCAAGCUGGCUGUGUUAGGGGCCAUCUUGGAGGAGAACAGCCUGUUGCAGAGGCGGCUGGAGAACCUAGAGAGCCUGCUGAAGAACCGGAACUUCUGGAUCCUGCGCUUCCCUCCAGGAUUUAAAGGAGAAAUUCCUAAGGUGCCAGUGACCUUCAGUGAUGUUUCAGUCCAUUUCAAUGAACAGGAAUGGAGGAACCUAGAAGAAUGGCAGAGAGAGCUUUAUAGAACUGUCAUGAGAAGCAACUACGAGAUGCUGGUCUCCCUGGAUUAUGCCAUUUCGAAGCCUAAUAUCCUAUCUGAGAUGGGGCAAGGGGAGAAAAUGUGCACGGAGGACUCAGAAGCCUUGGAGGAUAGGGAAAUACCUAAGGAACCCAGCUGUGCAGGUUCCCCGGUUGAUGUGGCAGAUGCUUCUUCCGGAGAUGGAGAAGUUGAGGAAGAAGCUAAUCUGUUUGUUGAUGUGGCAGAUGCUUCUUCUGGGGAUGGAGAAGCCGAGGAGGAAACUAAUCUGUUUGUUGACGUCGCAGAUGCUUCUUCUGGAGAUGGAGAAGCCGAGGAAGAAACUAAUCUGUUUGUUGAUCAAGAGAAUUGCUAUGAAAUGAGCUUCAUUGAUAGCUCUGGCCUUGAAUAUCAGAUUGUUCGUCAUGAUAUUAAGGAAGAAAAAGAAGAACUGCAUAUUAAGGAAGAGCCAUGGUCUCCUGGAAGCCCCGGCAGUGAUGAAUAUCCACCCGUUCCAGUCUCCAUUAAGCAAGAAGAGGAGUUAUGUGUUGAAGAUCAGGAGGGUUUGGAUUCGCUUGCUGGACACACAGUGCUACUCCAGUCUGUAGAAGAAGACGACGAACAGAAGACUCCAUCAUCAUUGAUGGCCUGUAGGAAUGCUAUUCUGCAUGAUGCCACAGAUGAUUCUGAGCAGAAAGAAGCAUAUGCAAAAGGGUGCCUUGUCCAGUGUGGCAGAUGCAGUAAGAGCUUUGUGCAUGAGGAGACCUUGACUGAUCACCAGUAUAGCCGCAAGCGAAAAUUCCAGUGCACAGAAUGCAACAGGAGCUUUGCUUUCCAGGGACAGCUGUCCCAGCACUUGCUAAUACACGCACCUGGGACGCAGUUCCAUUGUACUGAAUGUAAUCUGUGUUUUUCAAGCCAAAAGGCUCUUAGUGUGCACGAGCGUGUUCAUGCAGUGGAUUGGCCACUGCACUGUUCUGCAUGCAACAGGACAUUUAUGGACACAGCAGCAUUUGACCAGCACCAGCUGUCUCACGCACCAGGCCAGGUUUGCCGGUGUGUGGAGUGCAGUGUUUACUUUACUGAUCCAGCAGCUUUGGCAGAACACAAGCGAAUGCACUCGGAAGACUGGCCUUUCCGGUGUGCUCAGUGCGACCGAACUUUUGUGCACCAGGGCUUACUGUUGGAACACCUUCAGAAUCACAGCAGAACAAGGAGUCGCCGCUGCCAUAUCUGUGGCUCAUGGCUUUCCUACAAGGGAAUGCUGAAGCAUACUGGGGCUCAGUUGUAUCACUGCAAGAAGUGUAAUACUUCUUGCCAAGUUCAGGGGUCUGACUCAUUGACUAUGAGCUUUAAAAAUAAAAAUAAGCCAGGCAAAGCUAGUUCUUACGCCCCCCCCCCCGCCCCCUUAGGAUAUAUCCCCAGUAUGAAAAGGUCAGAUACAAAGAUUAUUUUUGUGGAUUCCUGUUCUUUAAGGUGUAACAGGGCAGUUAAGAAAAGUAUGCACUUGGGAUAUAUGGUGAUAGCAUGGAAGUCCCCUUAGCAAUGAACAGUCUUUUCCAUGAUUAGGCAACUCUGGAUUGGUCCAGAAAGGAUUUUGCUGUGGAAUGAGAUAACCUCCUGCUCCUAUUAGCAGUGGAAUAUAGAGUAUGCCUCUUUAACUUCUUUCCUGCAGUCUCCUCUCCCCUACCCCAGUACACCCAAAUUUUAUUUUUCUUGUGAUCAGGUUGGCAGUUUCCUUCCUUUGACCGUUGAAUUAGUGUUGGAAAUUGCUACCUCUUGCAUUGUGUGAUGGCUGCUUUGCUAUCUGUACAAUAGGUUUGCUUCUUUUUAGGCAUGCAAUAAGAGAGGAGCUUGUGGCAACUGGACUGCUACUAUUGCCAUCAAACCCAGUUAUCCAACUCACCUUUUUGUUUUCACUUUUUAGCCCCCCCCCUUCAUAAAGGAUCCACAUCUGUUGUCUGUUGUGACCUUCUCAUGAUAGCUUACCAUAGUAACAGGAGAAAGAAUAUUCUGAAAAGUUUCAUAAUGGUCAGGUAGUAAAUGGUGGGUUGAAAAACAUUCUUUCCAGGCUAAGAACUAAUUGCAAGCUAAAUCUGGACAUAUAAUCUCUGAAGCAUUUUCUGAUUUUGCUAUCAUACAUUUAUAAAUACUCAGUACUCUUCCUAUGCUAUAUUUUAGCUUUCCUUGGUCUGAGCUUUUCCAUGUGUGUUAGACAACAGCAAAGUGGGCUGGAUGUAUGUGAUGUAAUCCAACAUAUCCUAAGGAUUUCAGGUUGGAGAAGGUGGCUUUAUUUUUUUACUCCACGUCAGGAAGAAUAUAUUAGCGUUCUCACUUCUGGAGUUAUUAUAUUUUUGUUCUUGAAGCAGUCACUAAGAGGUUUCAGUUCAUCAUAUGCUAAACGAUUAUCCUGUGUGCUUAUUCCCUCAUGAUUUCCUUGGCUCUUAAUCCAUUAAUUCUCCUAAAGGCUGUUCCUCAUUUGUGAAAUAUACCCAACUGUACUUUUUCCAGGGUGAUGGUAGGCUGGUUGAUUUGGCUGAAGAAGCGGCUUUAUAGUAAGGCAGAAAUCAAUUAACUUGCCUCCAUCAAGUACUUCAUUGCUUUUGUGAGUGUUUUAAUAUUUGCUUCAUUAAAUGGUUACUUCACUACAAAUUCUGAA
Molecule: messenger RNA, 4357 nt
Organism: Python bivittatus (Burmese python)
Lineage: Eukaryota; Metazoa; Chordata; Lepidosauria; Squamata; Pythonidae
Source: RefSeq, a predicted model, not a curated record